UGCUUUCUCAGGGCUUCUUGUACUGGUAUAAAUGUAGCCUCUGUGUGAGCUGGCUGCUUUCUCACAGUAGCCAUGGCUUUUCCUUACUUGUUUCUUCUGUUCUUGCUGUCUUGCACCCUGCUUCAUCAUGGAUGUGCUCGUCCCUUUCGCUCAAGGAAAGCUGCUCCAGGUAAAGAUGACGAUAUGAAGGCAGAAAUUGAUAAACUAUGGCAAGAGGUGAACUCCUUGAAGGAGAUGCAAGCGCUGCAAACAGUCUGUCUUCGUGGGAUUAAAGCUCAUAAGAAGUGUUACCUGGUCGUUGAAGAGCCCAAGCAUUAUCAUGAGGCCAACGAGGACUGCAUUGCUCAGGGUGGAACCUUGGCCACGCCUCGAAACCUGAAGGAAAACAAUGACCUACGAGACUAUGCCAAACUCAGCUCACCAGGCACCAAAGACUUCUGGAUAGGAGUGACCGAUAUUGUUAAAGAAGGCCAAUAUGUCGAUGUCAACAGCAUGCCCAUCACUUACUUCAACUGGGAUCGUGCAAAGAAAGAGCCGACAGGGGGGAAACGUGAGAGCUGUGCUGUACUCUCGCUCUCUGCACAGGGCAAGUGGCAUGAUGAGGUGUGUCGCACUGAGAAGAGAUACAUAUGUGAAUACCUCAUUCCUUAAUAUAUGUUUAAUAUGCAAUGCUCUAUGCAUGGCGAAAGUUUCAUCACUGAUGCUAGUUAGUAAUGCUGUGUAAGAAUGCAAUGUCAUGUUCCACAGAGUGGUUAUACAGUAGCAUUAAAUGUCUGGUCAAAGAG
This is a messenger RNA of Tachysurus fulvidraco (yellow catfish), 785 nucleotides long. It is a transcript of the gene clec3a, whose product is annotated as C-type lectin domain family 3, member A. The record is from RefSeq and is a predicted model, not a curated record. Bases 73 to 651 code for a protein of 192 amino acids. The transcript is spliced from 3 exons. Lineage: Eukaryota; Metazoa; Chordata; Actinopteri; Siluriformes; Bagridae.